AUGGCCGGCGGGGCCAUGGCGGGUGGGGAGGAUUCGCUUCGCGCUCUGCUCCGCGCCGCCAACGCGCUCCUGCAGCAGCGCCGCUACCACGCCGCGCUCGCCGUCAUCAAAGGCUUCCGAAACGGCGCCGUUUAUGGAGCCAAAAUCCGUGCCCCACACGCCCUGGUGAUGACUUUCCUGUUCAAGAGUGGAAGUUUCAGGGAGAAGCUGAAGUCCAUUGCCCAGGCCACGUACGCCCACUCCCGGAACCUGGCUUAUUUUGUGUUCACCUACAAGGGGCUCCUGGCAGCCCAGUCCCAGCUGCAGGGCAAAAAAAUCCCAUUCCAUUCCUUCCUUGCAGCCUGCAUUGGGGGCUGGCUGGUGUUUGGUGACAACAAUCCCAUCAACAGCCAGAUCAUCAUGUACCUGCUGUCCCGCAUCCUGUUCGGGCUGUCCCGGCUGGCUGUGCAGAAGGGCUACAUCCCCCAGCCCAGGCAGGAUCCCUUCCCUCUGCUGGCUGCCCUGGUGUGGGGGACAGUCCUGUGGCUCUUUGAGUACCACAGGGACACUCUGCAGCCCUCCCUGCAGUCCUCCAUGACCUACCUGUACGAGGACAGUGAGGUGUGGCACGACGUGUCUGACUUCCUCAUCUACAACAAAAGGACAGACAGCAAGUAGGUGCUGCCCUCUAAACCACCUUGGAAUGGGAUGGGACCUCCCAGCAGCUGGGGGAAAAGGUUAUUCUGUUGCUUUUGACCUGUGGUUUUUUAAAAUUAACAUCCAUCAAGCAGAGUUGGCUCUUAUCUCCAAGGCAGAAUGUUCUGAUCAGUUCUUUGGCUCCUUUUAGAGCAAGCUCAACCCCCACAGAAACUUGUUGCAGUCUGGUUUUAAGAGGCCUUAUUUUCCCUACAAGUGUGGCAUUGGGGUUUGUUCUUGAAAAACUAAAUAUAUUUAUAAAAUGACAGCCUGACACUAAGUGGAGAGUAUGAAACCAUGUUCUAGAGCUCAUCUGAAUGUUUACAAGUGUUUUUUUCUGUGCUGUUGUGCUCGCUGUGGUGGGAUUGAGGGUGAAGGGAGUGGGGGACCUGCUGAGCUCUGAGAGCAGGGCCAUCAUUUCUUCAUUGCUGUGGAUGGCUGAGAAUCCUGUUUAAACUAUUAUAAGGAUAGUUCUGUGCUUCUUGAGAGAGUCCCUCUGCAGUUUUCCCUCAGGGAGACAAUAAAAUGUGUGAGAAUUGAACUGUUAGGAUUGUCUUGUACCAGCCUGGUAAAUCAGGCUUGCAAAGACUAUUUUUGCUUGGUUCCUUUCCUGCACUUGGGCUGAAUCUGUGCCCCUAUAGAGUGCACUAAUGAAUACCCUGUAAUUAUUUUAAACUUGUUUGUAAAGCUUUUAAAAGCUGCUUGAACUAAAUACCAAAAACAGUUACACAACUUGGGCUCCUCUAUGACCAGGGGUCAGAUCUCAUGCUGGGGAUUUUGUGUGUCUAAGGGGGCAUUUCCCAAGCACUUUUAUUUAUUUUAUUUUGGUGGAGCAUGGCAAGGGUUUCUCUGAGGUCCAGAAUCUGCCUUCCACAGCUGUGGAAAGUGUUGGCUGUAACCAGAUUUGAAUCUGAUUUUGUACCUGUAGUUUGUGCAGGCUUAAUUGAUUAAUUUAAUUGAUUAAUUUAUUAAUUAUCUUCCUCUCAAAAACACUCUGCUGAGCCCCAGGAUAGGGCAGCACACCCUGGGUUAUGGCAGAAGAUAGCUGAGAAAGCACAAAAACUGGUUUCAUUCAUCAAUUAAUAAAUUCAAACUCCUCAUAGUGCAAAUAACUGCACAGUUUACUCAGUGAUGUGCAUUGAAAUAAUUCCUGUUUUGAUGGGGUGAUAUUUCCAAGGGAAUCAUGAAAUUCCCUGCUCCUUUUUGGCUCAGUUGGGACUGUUUGGUUCACUUUCCCUGUACCCACCUGCUUUUCCCUGACCUGCCCAUGGCAUUUCAUAGUCCUGCUGAUGCUCUCUUCAUCAUCCUUGGAACUUUUUACCCUCCAGGCUCUGCCAAUUUCUCCUAUGGUACAGCUGAAAUAGUACAUUUAACUUCAGGGAGCUUCUGAUUUAAAAAAAAAAUUCUCAAUUUCUUCUGAAGUCAUUUUUCCUUGUCCUCCUAACCACCUUUAUUACUGCUGCUCAUAUUCAGAGUCCUCCUUAUUCUUUAUUUUUCCCCUUUUCUUUGUCCAUGCAAACCCAUGAUGUCCAUGGUGCCUAAAAACCAAGACACUUCUUGUCAUAAUAACUUUCUAUGAUCCCUUCAACUUCUAAUUUCAUUGCUAACUUCUGAUUAACUGCUGUUACAGUCUGGACUGAAUAAUUGAAUUGGAAUCCAUCAGGCCCCAUGAAAGCUGUAAAAUUAGGAAUUUGUUUCCUUUGGCUAAAUAUUUUUCUCUGUAUAUACAGCUGAAAUGGUACAUUUCACUUCAGGGAGCUUCUGAUUUAAAAAAAACUUCUCAGUUUCUUCUUAAGUCAUUUUUCCUUGUCCUCCUGAACUCCUUUAUUACUGUUGCACAUAUUCAGAGUGCUGCUUUGCUUUAUUUUUCCCCUUUUAUUUUUUUGCUUUUCUUUAUUUUCCCCUUUUCUUUGUCCAUGCAAACCCAUGAUGUCCAUGGUGCCCAAAAACCAAGAUACUUCUUUGUCCUACGGAUCCCUUCAACUUCUAAUUUCAUUGCUAAUUUCUAAUUAACUGCUGUUACAGUCUGGAGUGAAUAAUUGAGUUGAAAGCCAUCAGACCCCAUGAAAGCUGUAAAAUCAGGAAUUUGGGUGGUUUCUUUUGGUUAAAUAUUUUUCUCUGUAUAGAGAAACAUAAAGGUUCAAUGUUUUGAACCUUUUGAACCUUUUCAAAAGAAAAGCUGCUGAAGCUACAGGUGAGGUCUGAUUCCUUUAUAAAAAUCUUUCCACCACUGUUGGGUUUUUGAAGCAUCUCAGUUUUUCUGUCAGAAGCCUCAGUAUUGUUCCAACUAAGAGCAUUGAUAUUCUGCUAAAAUUGCAGAAUUCCUGCAAGCUUUGAUGGGAUUUCAGAAAGCUGACAGCUGUGCCUUGGGAAAUGCUCCCUAAAACUAUUAAACUCACAAAUCCUUGACCAUGUGUAAUUAUUGCAGCAAAAGAAGCUGUGGGCUGGGUGUCUCUGAGAAGGUUUUGAUCUGUGAGAUUUGUAGCUUGUGGUUCCCUUAGAGGUGGAAUAACCUUCCUCUGCUGGGCAUUGUGGCUGCUGGUGGAAGGACCAGGGGCCUUUCCUGACCUUUUCAUGGCUCUGUGUCCUUUAGAAAAUAAAGCUCAGCCAAAAACCAAUGUAUGCAAUCAGUCUGGCAGCAGCACCAUGACUUCUUGGUUCAGAACUCCCUUUUUCCCUUGGGAAUCUCUGUCUUUCUAAGGAAGCCAUGCCUGAGCCUGCAGUGGAGCUGCCAUCCCAACUCCUGACCUUUUCACACUGCUCUGUGUCCUCUCCAGAAAACAAAGCCCAGCCAAAAACCAGUGUAUGCAAUCAGCCUGGCAGAAGUACCAUGGCUCCUCCUCAGUUCAAAAUGCCCUUUUUAUUUGGAAAUCUCUCCUUUCUAAGGAAGCCAUGGCUGAGCCUGCAGUGGAGCUGCCAUCCCAGCUCUGACCUUUUCACAUUGCUCUGUGUCCUCUCCAGAUAAAUCCCACCCAAAAACCAAUGUAUGCAAUCAGCCUGGCAGCAGUACCAUGACUUCUCCCUGAUUCAAAACUCCCUUUUUCUCUUGGGAAUCUUUUCCUUUCUUAGAAAGCCAUGCCUGAGCCUGCAGUGGAGCUGCAGUGGAGCUGCCAUCCCUGGAUCCCAGCUCUGACCUUUUCACACUGCUCUGUGUCCUCUCCAGAUAAAUCCCAGCCAAAAACCAAUGUCUGCAAUCAGCCUGGCAGCAGUACCAUGGCUUCUCCUUGGUUCAAAAUGCCCUUUUUUUGGGGGGAAUCUCUCCUUUCUUAGAAUGCCAUGCCUGAGCCUGCAGUGGAGCUGCCAUCCCAACUCCUGACCUUUCCACACUGCUCUCUGUCCUCUCCAGAAAAUAAAACCCAGCCAAAAAGCAGUGUCUGCAAUCAGCCUGGCAGCAGUGACCAUGGUUCCUCCUCAGUUCAAAAUGCCCUUUUUAUUUGGAAAUCUCUCCUUUCUAAGGAAGCCAUGGCUGAGCCUGCAGUGGAGCUGCCAUCCCAAUUCCUGACCUUUUCACACUGCUUUCUGUCCUCUCCAGAAAAUAAAACCCAGCCAAAAACCAGUGUAUGCAAUCAGCCUGGCAGCAGUACCAUGGCUUCUCCUUGGUUCAAAAUGCCCUUUUUUUUUUGGGAAUCUCUCCUUUCUAAGAAAGCCAUGGCUGAGCCUGCAGUGGAGCUGCCAUCCCAGCUCUGACCUUUCCACACUGCUUUCUGUCCUCUCCAGAAAAUAAAACCCAGCCAAAGACCAAUGUCUGCAAUCAGCCUGGCAGCAGUACCAUGGCUUCUCCUCAAUUCAAAAUGCCCUUUUUCUCUCGGGGCUCUGUAAGGAAGCCCUGGCUGAGCUGCAGGGGGCAGCUGCCAUCCCUGCAUCCCAGCUCCUGCCUGGAUCCCAAGCCCCUGGGGCUCUGCUGACCGUUGGUUUCCCUGCUGGGCUGGGCCAGGACGUUAAGCUGCAAGUCAGUGCUUUCCCCAGGGAAGUAAUUGGGACAGCUCCUUAAUGACACCAGCCCCCCUGGCUGUCCUGGGAGCAGAUAGCUGGGGAUGAGCCCCUUCUGCUGCCAAGGUGUUGGAACAAUGCAGGAGUGUCGUGGGGAAGUGAACUAGAAGUAAUUUGUCUGAGUCAGACUUUUGGGAUAUGUAAGUGACACUCCCUGCCCUCCCCCAGGGCAUUGUUUGGGGAACGGAGUGCCCUGUUUGGGUUCCUUUUUUUAUUAGCAUUAAACGCAAAAGAAAUAAAGAGACAGUUGGGAAGGCACCUGCAGUAUGGCCAGUGCUUAAGGAUCACAAAGAAGGGUCAUUUUCUCCCCUCAGCCCUGACUGGUUUUGAAUUUUAAGAUGAGCAUGGGGAUGUUUGUCUACAACAACUUUAUUUUCCCCCUUGUUAUUUUUUCCUUGACACCUGACUGAUGCUGAGUGUCUCUAAAGAGGAGCAGAGUCUCUGUCUUUGCUCAGUUUGUCACUCUGGAUAAAAUUGAAGGGUUUAAAAUGAUGCUUCUCCCUCAGAUUUUAAGCCUCUCUUAGAGGCAGUUUUAAAGGUUAAUGAAUCAAACUGAUCAAAAGUUUUCAGCAGUCCUGAGCUUUUCAAGCAGACUGACUAUCCUGGGCUAUUAAUCAUUUAUUUUAUGAAGGAACAAAGCAGGCUCAGGGUUAUUUACUGCUGCUGCCUGCUGCCCUGGCAUACCCACUGUGCUUCCCUUCCCUUUGGAGGACAGCUUGUGUGCUGGGCUGCAGAACCCUUUCCGGGACAAUUGCAUUAUUUAACAAAGGUGAAAAUGAGACAGCUGCCUGACAUUUGGGUUAGGGAAGCUUUUCUGGGCUGUGUUUGAUGCUGGCAGUGAAGGAGAGGGUGUUUGAACCUGUGUUUGGCCAUUCAGUGCUGCAGAGGAGGUUUGAGGAGGCUGGGGGUGUGACCCCGUGUCUGUGAUGGGACAGAACCAUCCCUGUGUCUGUGCAAUACCCAGAGAACUGCCCUGCUCAGGGCAUUUAUCAGAGAAUUAUGGGAUGGUUCAGGUUAGAUGGGACCUUAAAAACCAUCCCAGCCCCUGCCAUGGCAGGGACACCUUCCUCUACUUCCUCUAUCCCAGGCUGCUCCCAGCCCUGCCCAGCCUGGCCUUGGGCACUGCCAGGGAUCCAGGGGCAGCCACAGCUGCUCUGGGCACCCUGUGCCAGGGUGGGGAGGGUGCAGAGCACCUUUGAUAUGGGUGUUGUGAGACUUUGCUGCCCUGCUAGGAUGGGUCAAGCUCUGCUUUACACCCAGCUGGGUGUGUGUGGAAGGGCAGAGAUGAUCCCUGGCUGCUGACAGAGCCCCCCUGUGCAGAGUGAGCUCUGCAGGCUGCUGGGAGCUGCCUUGGCUGCCUGCAUGGUGCUGCUGGAGCCACCAAACCCUGUGCAGAUCCCUCAGCAGGAGAAGCUGCUGGGGAGCUCCAGCUCAUUUUCCCUGCAUCAGCACAAAGGUGACCUUUGGUUAAUACCCCAAGCUGUGUGCUGCUCCCUGUUUGCCAGGCUGUGUUUGUCUCCCUGGCCCCUGGCAGCCUGGAGCUGAAUGUGUUUUCUGAUGCUGCUUUUGAAACCCAGCAGAUAAGGGAGGAGGGGAAAUGAGGCAUCAUGUCUGUCUGCCACUGUUAAUAUUUUUGGGGUGUUAAUCUUGAGUUUUCAACCUGUGUGUUCCUACCAGAUUGCUGGAGGAGGUAACUUUUCUCUUUAUUUAGAAGAAUUUUCAUGUCUCUGCUGGUGAGGAGGGAGAAAAACAAACUAAAAGCUCUAUAAUACAGGUAUUAUUACCUCUGCUUUUGAGAUGCAUUUUGUAUUCAUAAUUACUGUGUAAUCCAGGCCUUGAUUUUCUGACAGCAUAGAAUAAAAUAAAGAACAUAAACUCAGGUAACUUAUGUGACAUUGAUCAGACGCUUGUAGAAAUAUCUUGGAUUUGGGUUUAAAACAAUAAAAAGAGAGGGCAGGGGGUUGUUGAUGUGGCUCUGUCCACUAUGAAUCACCUUCUUGUGGCCAUUAUUUCUGUAUAAUCACUCUUUGAAUAUUACAAUACUGUGCUUUGUCUACAAAUAAAAAUCCUAAUUUUUUGUC
Molecule: messenger RNA, 6746 nt
Organism: Melospiza melodia melodia
Lineage: Eukaryota; Metazoa; Chordata; Aves; Passeriformes; Passerellidae
Gene: PXMP4
Product: peroxisomal membrane protein 4
Exons: 4
Coding region: 1-657 (218 amino acids)
Cellular component (GO): peroxisomal membrane
Source: RefSeq, a predicted model, not a curated record